AUGGUCGCGAAACAAAGAGGCAACAGACUUGCCUCCGCACCUCCAAGCAAGAGGCGGAAAAUAAAUUCUGCCGUCGAGGAGGUCUCGUUUGACUUGGAUGCACGCCACGAGUAUCUCACAGGCUUUCACAAGAGGAAGCAGCAGAGAAUAAAGCACGCCCAGGAACAGGCAGCCAAGCAAGCCCGCCAGGAAAAGCUCGAAGCCCGCAAGCAGCUGCGGAACGAGCGCAAAAAAGAGGUAGAGGAGCAUGUCGAAACCGUCAAUCGUCUAUUGAGAGAGUCUGGGGCAAUAGUUGACCCUGUCGAGUCUGAAUCUCAGGACGAGGAGGCGAAGGACGAUUGGGAUGGGUUUCCCGACAAGCCGGACCUGGAUAUCAUCGAUCACGAAGAGGAAUACGUCGACGAAGAUCGAUACACCACAGUGACGGUCGAAUCGGUCUCCGUAUCAAGAGAUGGGCUUAGCAAACCACAGCGCUCUACUGACGAAGUUUUGGGGGAUCAAGAGGGGGAAUCAAAUGAGGGCUCGGAGGACGAGGCGACCAAACGGCCGACGAAACCAAAGAAGAAGAAGAAGAAAUUUCGAUACGAAAGUCGCAUUGAGAGGCAACUGACGCAGCGAAGACAUAAGGCCAAAUCAAAGAGAAAUUAA
Messenger RNA from Drechmeria coniospora, 648 nucleotides. Its product is annotated as Ribosomal RNA-processing protein 17. The record is from RefSeq and is a predicted model, not a curated record. Gene Ontology annotation, cellular component: nucleolus. The coding region runs from base 1 to 648 and encodes 215 amino acids. Gene Ontology annotation, molecular function: RNA binding. NCBI's taxonomy places the organism in Eukaryota, Fungi, Ascomycota, Sordariomycetes, Hypocreales, Ophiocordycipitaceae. The transcript has 2 exons.